This is a messenger RNA of Labrus bergylta (ballan wrasse), 1934 nucleotides long. RefSeq names its product monoamine oxidase (gene maoa). Gene Ontology annotation, molecular function: primary methylamine oxidase activity; flavin adenine dinucleotide binding. Gene Ontology annotation, cellular component: mitochondrion. The record is from RefSeq and is a predicted model, not a curated record. NCBI's taxonomy places the organism in Eukaryota, Metazoa, Chordata, Actinopteri, Labriformes, Labridae.
AUGCGCCUCUCGGUGCGCCCUGCGUUCGGCGGCGGACACAGCAGACUGCACCAUGACAGCACCCAGCAACACGUACGAUGUGAUAGUGGUCGGCGGAGGGAUUUCAGGUUUGAGUGCAGCGAAGCUGUUGCAGGAAAGCGGACUGAACCCUGUCGUGCUGGAGGCCCGGGAUCGAGUCGGCGGUCGCACCUUCACUUUCCGAAAUAAGGAGACAAAGUGGGUUGAUCUGGGCGGAGCUUACAUCGGCCCAACUCAGAACCGCAUCCUCCGACUGGCCAAAGAAUACGGAAUCAAGACCUACAAAGUCAACGAAGAGGAAAACCUACUGCACUAUGUCAACGGAAAGUCGUACCCGUUCAAAGGCUCCUUCCCUCCGAUCUGGAACCCCAUCGUCAUGUUGGACUUCAACAACCUGUUCAGGACGAUGGACGAGAUGGGCAAGGAGAUUCCCAGAGAGGCUCCCUGGAAAGCUCCUCAUGCUGAGGAGUGGGACAAGAUGACCAUGCUGGAGCUCUUUGAGAAAAUCUGCUGGACCAGGGCUGUUCUUCGCUUUGCCACCCUGUUUAUCAACGUGAAUGUGACCUCUGAACCCCACGAGGUGUCGGCCCUGUGGUUCCUCUGGUAUGUGAAACAGUGCGGGGGAACCAUGAGGAUCUUCUCCACCUCAAACGGAGGACAGGAGAGGAAGUUUUCUGGCGGCUCAAGUCAGAUCAGCGAGUGCAUGGCCCGGGAGCUGGGAGAGCGGGUGAAGCUGGAGUCUCCGGUCUACAGGAUCGACCACAGCGGGGACAUGGUGGUGGUGGAGACUCUCGACAAACAGACCUACACUGCUAAGUACGUGAUCUUGGCCACGCCCCCUGGUCUGAACAUGAAGAUGCACUUUAACCCCGAGCUGCCCCCACUCAGGAACCAGCUGAUCAGCCGCGUCCCCAUGGGCUCCGUCAUCAAGUGCAUGAUGUACUACAGAGAGAACUUCUGGAGGAAUAAAGGUUACUGCGGCAGCAUGGUGAUCGAGGAGGAAGGAGCGCCGAUCGGCCUGACACUCGAUGACACAAAGCCGGAUGGGACUGUCCCCGCCAUCAUGGGAUUCAUCCUGGCUCGUAAAUGCAGGAAGCUCUCAGGCCUGACCAAAGAGGAGAGGAAGAAUAAGAUCUGUGAGAUCUACUCCAAAGUUCUGGGCUCAGAGGCGGCUCUGCAUCCGGUGCACUACGAGGAGAAGAACUGGUGUGAGGAGGAGUACUCGGGGGGCUGCUACACGGCCUACUUCCCCCCAGGCAUCCUCACCCAGUAUGGAAGGGUGCUGAGGGAGCCGGUGGGCAGGUUGUACUUUGCAGGAACAGAAACGGCCACAGAGUGGAGCGGCUACAUGGAGGGAGCCGUGCAGGCCGGAGAGAGAGCAGCCAGAGAGAUCCUGUGUGCCAUGAAGAAAAUCUCCCCGAGUCAGAUCUGGCAGACGGAGCCUGAGAGUGUGGAGGUCCCGGCGCUCCCCUUCCACACCUCCUUCUGGGAGAGAAACCUGCCUUCAGUUGGAGGUCUCCUCAAGUUCCUCGGAGUCACCACCGUCCUGUCUGCUGCCUCCGCAGCCGGCCUGCUCGCCUACAAGAAGGGGCUCCUCCCCCGGAGUUAAAUGACGCCCCCCUUCACCUGUCGGCUCGCUCCUCUGCUCCUCCAGGAGGAACAUCUGAACAGACACUGUACCUGUGUACUCAAUGUGUGCAUUCUCCAGAGUAGAGGGGGUACAGGAGGUUUUUAAUGAGAAACACCAGACUGUUCGGCUCCCACACAACACUACUGCACACACCACGGUUUAAAUCUGAGAUUCAGAUUGAGAAACCAAUGAGGAAAAAAACAACAGAAGAAAUUCUUAAAAAAAGAGAAAAUAUAUAAAUCUAUAUAAAUAAUCUAUUAGUGUUGAUAUUGCAUACAUUGCCAAU